AUGGCACCAAAAGUUCUCUUCGUCCUUACAUCCCAUAACAAAAUGGGAGAUACUGGCAACCCCACUGGUUGGUAUCUUCCUGAGUUCGCACACCCAUAUGAAGAGCUCAAAGACCAUGCCGAAAUUACAAUUGCAUCCCCCAAGGGAGGAGCUGCACCACUCGACCCCUCAAGCGUAGAGGCUUCCAAAGACGACAAGGUCUCCACACAAUUCUUGAAAGAAAAGGAGAGCUUGUGGAAGAACACCGAGAAGCUGAGCGACUUCUUGGGCAAGGCCAAAGAAUUCGAGGCUAUCUUCUUCGUGGGAGGUCAUGGUCCAAUGUUCGACCUCGCAACAGACGAGACAUCGCACAAAUUGAUCAACGAGUUCUACUCCAACAACAAGGUCGUCGCCGCAGUCUGCCACGGUCCCGCAGCACUCACCCACGUCAAGAUCCCAGGUGGUGGGUACCUCCUCGACGGACAAGCCGUUACUGGAUUUUCGAACUCCGAGGAAGACGCGGUGGGCUUGACUUCUGCUAUGCCAUUCAAGUUAGAAGACAAGCUGAAUGAGGCCACGGGUGGAAAGUACGAGAAGGCGGCUCAGGAUUGGGGUGCUAAGGUUGUGGUUGCUAGAGAUGGGAAGUUGAUCACUGGCCAGAAUCCUGCUAGUGCUGGACCGGUUGGACAGGCUAUUCUGAAGGCGAUUUCCUAG
This is a messenger RNA of Glarea lozoyensis ATCC 20868, 693 nucleotides long. RefSeq names its product Class I glutamine amidotransferase-like protein. The record is from RefSeq and is a predicted model, not a curated record. Gene Ontology annotation, molecular function: glyoxalase III activity. The coding region runs from base 1 to 693 and encodes 230 amino acids. NCBI's taxonomy places the organism in Eukaryota, Fungi, Ascomycota, Leotiomycetes, Helotiales, Helotiaceae. The transcript has 3 exons.